Molecule: messenger RNA, 201 nt
Organism: Bathycoccus prasinos
Lineage: Eukaryota; Viridiplantae; Chlorophyta; Mamiellophyceae; Mamiellales; Bathycoccaceae
Exons: 2
Coding region: 1-201 (66 amino acids)
Source: RefSeq, a predicted model, not a curated record
AUGGAAACCGACGGCCAGAAACGAAGCUCAUCAAACUUUAGAAAAGUUCUUCACACAAACGCACACAUCGCACGUACCACACAUCUAUCUUUUCAAAAGAACAUAUUCGUGAACGAUUCUCGAACGUCGUUCUCGCAAGUUUCGAUUCGCGUCUCUCAUCGUUGGUUCUUCGCGCGCGAUUGGAAAAGGGAAAAAUUUUAG